AUGAAAAACAUUGGCAUGGGUUCAUUAACAUCCAAAAGACUUUUUUGGUUACUUUUUCGGAUGCUCGGAGUUAUAAUCGUACUAAACGGUUUUGAUUUCUUUCAUUCGUUCGUUUUUCCAUACACACCACCUCUUCGAUACUCGCAUACAUCAUUACUUACUUUAUCCACUGAUACAAAUAGUGAUUAUAGAAACCUAUAUAUUAUAGGCGGCAGAUCUAAUAAUGAUAGUUCAUCUCCUAUUAACACUGAAAUUAGUUCACAAGUGUUUUAUCGAUCUUUUAAUCGAGACCUUGAUGCUUCUUUACAAAUCUGGAAAAAGAUUCCUGAAGAAGUACAACUUCCUUCAGGCAUUUCAUGGGUUUCGGCGGUACAAUUCAAACCAAAUUCAUUAAAUUGUUACUUAUUUGGCAAACCCAUAAAUAAACCAGCUAACACGGAGGUCACAUGGGUCUACAAGCUUGAUUCACUUAGUGGAAAUAUAUCAUAUAUCCAAACUAUUCCAGUAGAUAUUAGUAGACAACAACAAACUGUACCUCACAUUUCUGGAAAAAUUUAUGUUUUUGCAGAUUUAGAUAAUGAAUUAUACGGACCUGAUAAGUAUACGUCGUAUUAUGUAGUUUAUUUGUUAAAUACUAUUGGGUAUGAAUGGACGUUGAGAAGUUCAUCGAUUUAUGCACCAAAACCGAGGCUUGGACAAAUAUUUUAUAUUGGAGGUCGAGAAUUUCAAGAUGGAGAUGUGAAUAUUUAUGAGAUUCGAAUUUAUGACACUAAUGCCGGAGAAUGGACGUCAAUGGAAAUCAACAGUACAUUAAAAAUUGAUAGACGUCAUGGUCACACAGCCGUCUUAACGUCCGAUGGAAACAUAGUAGUUUAUGGUGGAGGGAAAGGAGAACUACACACUACAGCUUAUCCACAACUUUUUGUUCUAAAAAAAUAUAGAAAGUCAUAUAAAUGGGUUGUGCCAACUGAAAUUUUACAAAUACUAGAAGGUGGCCAAAAUCAACAAACCAAAACUUAUAUAUAUUGGAUAUAA
This is a messenger RNA of Cetraspora pellucida, 1035 nucleotides long. The record is from the annotation of a GenBank genome assembly. NCBI's taxonomy places the organism in Eukaryota, Fungi, Glomeromycota, Glomeromycetes, Diversisporales, Gigasporaceae.